UGAAGAAAACACGCUUUUAGGUUUAGCAACACAUGUUUGAUGGUGGCCCUGAAAAACACGAUUCUUUCUAGAACCCAGUUCAUAUACGAUAUACUCUCUGUUCUCUUUCCUCUUUUCCCUGCCGUCUCUAUUUGAUUCAACAAGGAAAUAAGUGACAAUGGGUGGAUUGCCGAUACAAACUUCUUCUUCUUCUUCUACAAUAUCGCUGCAACUACAGAAAGUUUCAGGGCCCGAUUCGAAGCCCAAGAAGAAGAUAUGCUGCGCUUGCCCCGACACUAAAAAGCUGAGAGACGAAUGUGUUGUGGAGCACGGUGAAUCUUCUUGUGAAAAAUGGAUCGAGGCUCAUAAAAGAUGUCUUCGUGCAGAGGGCUACAAUAAUUCGAAGCUAGUCUUACUACAAAACUAGUAAUAAACGGACGCGGUUUUAGUUUCGCACCGUUGGUCUGAAUAUAGUUACGAUACUGCGGGUUCUGCUCGUAAAUUUGUUCUGGUUUAAUCAAAUAGUGAAGCUCGUGUUAUUCACAUGGUUAAGGAAAAAUAUUACUUUUCAAAUGCUAAUAAAAAUUUGUCGUCGUCGCUUGCUUGAAUU
Molecule: messenger RNA, 589 nt
Organism: Erythranthe guttata (spotted monkey flower)
Lineage: Eukaryota; Viridiplantae; Streptophyta; Magnoliopsida; Lamiales; Phrymaceae
Product: cytochrome c oxidase copper chaperone 2
Cellular component (GO): mitochondrial intermembrane space
Molecular function (GO): copper ion binding; copper chaperone activity
Source: RefSeq, a predicted model, not a curated record